CCCAACCAAAAUUCAGACAUGAAGAGCGAGAAAGAAACAAAGAAAGAAAAAUAUCAAGUGGUCCGAAGCGUGGUGGUCCGCUCCAAUUGUCGCCAGUAUUAGGCGCUUAAAGAGAGAAUUAUAGAUUCGUCCCAUCUUCUUUACCUCUCCGUCUACUUUGUGGUCCACCGGAUUUACACACUGCAUAUAUAUAUAUAUUUAUAUGUUCAUGUAAUGCUUUAUCGUCACGCACAAUCGCCUAUCCAUGACCACCGCGGUGUCUUCCACUUCUCUGAGGACUCUGCGGUUCAAAUUCAACAAUCUGUCUCCAUUUUCACCAACCAACGGCAACAAGGUUUUGCAAAAUGGCUUUUUGCGUCUGCGCAGAAGUGGUUGCGGCGGCAGGUGCUCUAUGUUCGUCAAGACGGCCCCCGUUCUCAAAGAUGGAGUCUUGAGCUUCAACGGUAAGAACACGCUUUUGGGCGUGCCGGAGAAUGUUGUGGUGACGCCGUGCUCCGAUUCAGCGGCAUUCUUGGGUGCUGUUUCCUCUCAGAGCAAUUCUAGACAUGUGUUCAAGCUGGGAGUUAUUCAAUAUUACCAACAUUGUCAAAUGGUGUGAUGUAUGUGCUGAAUGCAGAGGAGCGAGAUUUCUGUCGCUGUUUAGGUUCAAGAUAUGGUGGAUGAUACCGCGAGUGGGGAGUUCAGCGAAGGACAUUCCAGUUGAAACGCAGAUGUUGCUUCUGGAGGCAAGGGUAGAGCCAAAUUCUGGAGAACCUCAUGGAAAUACAGCUUAUGUGCUGUUUCUGCCUAUAUUAGAUGGAGAAUUCAGGAGCAGCCUGCAGGGGAACUUAGCCAAUGAGCUAGAAGUUUGCGUUGAAACUGGUGACUCCAACAAAAUUGGACCUGGGUCUUCCAGAGCAGUUUUAGUGAACUAUGGAGGCAACCCCUUCGAAUUGAUCAAGGAAUCUAUGAAGAUUCUGCAAAAGUACAAUGGAACAUUUGCUCUUCGAGAGACCAAGCAGAUGCCUGGGAUGCUUGAUUGGUUCGGUUGGUGCACUUGGGAUGCUUUUUACCAAGAUGUCAAUCCUCAAGGAAUCAGAGAUGGGCUGAAAAGCUUAUCUGAAGGUGGCACUCCGGCAAGGUUUUUGAUCAUUGAUGACGGAUGGCAAGACACAGCCAAUGAGUUCCAAAAGGAGGGAGAGCCUUUCCGAGAAGGGUCACAGUUUGGUGGCAGAUUGAUGAGUAUAAGAGAAAAUGAAAAGUUUCGGAAGGCAGCAAAUGAUGAUUCAAGCGGCACGCCACAUAGUUUAAAGGACUUUGUUUCAGAUAUAAAGGGAACUUAUGGCCUCAAGUAUGUUUAUGUAUGGCAUGCGUUAAUGGGAUACUGGGGUGGACUUCACCCAAAUUGUCCAGGAACUCAGAAAUACAAUCCGACAUUAAAGUUCCCACAACAAUCAAUAGGAAAUCUUGCACAUCGCAGGGACAUAGCCAUGGACCGUAUGGAGGAGUAUGGUGUUGGUAUAGUUGAUCCAGAAAGGAUAUUUGAAUUUUAUGACGACCUGCACAGGUAUCUCGUGUCACAGGAAGUGGAUGGAGUUAAGGUAGACGUACAAAACAUACUAGAAACAGUAGCCACAGGUUCAGGAGGUCGAGUUUCACUUACUAGAAGUUUUCAUCAAUCUCUCGAGAAGUCAAUAUCCAACAACUUCCAAGACAAUAGUAUAAUAUGCUGUAUGGCACAGAGUACAGAUUCUGUUUACAGUGCAAAUACAAGUGCCAUUACGCGUGCAUCGGAUGAUUAUUAUCCCAAUAACCCAACUACACAGACGCUGCAUAUAGCUGCUGUAGCUUUUAAUAGUUUAUUCUUUGGUGAAGUAUUUGUCCCAGAUUGGGAUAUGUUCUAUAGCCUCCAUGAUGCAGCUGAGUUUCAUGCAAUUGCUCGAGCUGUUGGUGGUUGUGGUGUCUAUGUGAGUGACAAACCUGGAAAGCAUGAUUUUGAGAUACUAAAAAGGCUUGUGCUGCCUGAUGGAGCUGUGUUGAGGGCAAAAUAUCCUGGAAGGCCUACUCGUGACUGUUUAUUUGUCGAUCCAGUUAUGGACGGGGAAAGCCUUAUGAAGAUAUGGAACCUCAACAAAUUUUGUGGAGUGCUUGCUGUGUUCAAUUGCCAAGGAGCAGGAACCUGGCCUGGUUUGGAAAACACCGUUCAGCGAGAUGGCCUCGAGCUGACUGGGGAGAUAUCUCCAACAAAUAUCGAGUAUCUCACAGAAAUCGAUCUGCAGCCACGGACAGGAGACUUUGCAGUCUUUUCUUUCAAAUCAGGUUCUCUCUCUCGAGUUUCACUGCAUGGAAAGCUAACUGUGAAGCUCAAAACCUUACAAUGUGAUGUCUUCACUGUAUCUCCAAUCAAGUCGUACAAUGAAGAACUCCAAUUUGCUCCGAUUGGUUUGAUAAACAUGUACAACUCAGGAGGGGCAAUUGAUGCAGUUGAGGCUAUCAACGACUCCUCGUGCGACAAAAUACGAAUCAGAGGAAGGGGAGAAGGCAUUUUUGGAGCCUAUAUGAGUUCGGAACCUAAGGUUUGCUAUGUGAACAUGGAAGAGGUGCAGUUUAAGUUUUGCAGUGAAGAGCAUUUUUUGUCAGUUAUUGUUCCAACCGGAGCAAAUUCAUGGGAGAUAGAUAUUUAUCAUUGAUGUCCAUUUCUUCUUUAAAAUUCUUCAAAAAUACUGCAGCAAUGCUAACCAAUGGCAUCAUCCAAGUUAUACACAACUGUGAUAAAAUCUGAUACAUUUUACUGAUUCAAUUGUAGUUCUCGAUUUGCUUCAGCUCUGUAAUAAUUAAUUAUCUAGGUAUGACAUGGUCCUCAUAAAAGACUCCUGUUUUUUAUUUGAGAAUCUCAUAGAAGACUCCUCUAAUUGAUAUGUUGCUUUCUUUCUUGCUAAUCCAUUUCUUUAAGAUUUCUACU
This is a messenger RNA of Salvia miltiorrhiza (redroot sage), 2941 nucleotides long. Its product is annotated as probable galactinol--sucrose galactosyltransferase 2. Lineage: Eukaryota; Viridiplantae; Streptophyta; Magnoliopsida; Lamiales; Lamiaceae. The record is from RefSeq and is a predicted model, not a curated record. The coding region runs from base 546 to 2669 and encodes 707 amino acids. The transcript has 14 exons.